GUGCGUGUCGGCCGCCUCGUUUGCAGUCAAGUCUGUAGUCUCUUGGCUUGUUGCAGCUUCAAGCUCCAAAACGAGUUACGUUCUUCCUUGUCACUGUCAGCUUGAACAUUGCGGGUGGAGUGACUUCCUCCUUUUUUUUCAGCCAUGCGACAUGUCGUCAGUUGUGCAGAGUUCUGGAUCGUCCAGUGGGCCGCAAAGUAUAGAGGAUAGUAAUGACAAGAGAGGCGAUUACCCUGUGGCUGACCAUCUAUCCGAGAGUGCCGGAGACAAAGGUGGCUGGAAAUUUUUACGUGACAAGAAGACUAUUGUAACAUCCCUCGAGAAAGAUGCACCGCCACCGUCAAUCCCUUCCCUGGCUGUGCAGGUCAAACGUCUUGCUGUACUGGAGGUGAAAAUCGCAGCUAGGCUGAGGCGGAAAAGCUUCGCCCAUCAUGACUGCGUCUCGGUGCUGAGUAAUCUGGCCGAUUCUACGGGAGUGUCGAAAAAGAGUUUCUCAGUAAAUGUGAAGUCAGGAGCUUCCGCCAUCUCUGACACUGCUGACGACCAAGGAGAUGGGAAGAGUAACUCACUGGUAUUGUCCACGCCGCAAUUCCGAAAUGAGGUGGGAGACGAGCUACGAAGAAUUGGGAUAGGUGAGCUGGAAGCUGCAGGUUCAGGUGGUCGCUUGGUCUUCUCACCUGCUUCCUGUGUAGGUGUGCUGAUGGAGGACUAUGAUACGUCGAAAAUGGAUGACGACGAGCGCAGGCGCUAUCGUUACUGCCAAUUAGGCAUGUGGAGACCGCAGGGCGGCCACCAGAACAAAGACAGACAUUUCAAGCGAUUCAAUCAUGUGGACCUGGGAGUUCUGUAUUUUCGCCGUUUCUUUGCCGAGCAUACGCACCAGAACUAUUUUGGCAUUGAUGAAGGACUUGGACCCGUGGCUGUGUCUAUACGGAGGGAGAUUAUCCAACGGACAAGGAGUCAAGAAGACAUUGCCUCAGUGGUGUCACUGAGCGUACCGCCCAACGUUGCUGUGAGUACAGGAAGCGGAAGCACUCAGCGAAUUCUCUACCGCGUCAUUGUCCGAACAUCACAUCCUAAUGUACUGAGGGGAUCAGUGUCUGAGGACAGCAUCCUAGCAUCGUACGGUAAACCCAAAUCCUCUCAGCCCAUACCGGCCAAGGACAUCAUCUCUUUUGUAGCCCCUGAAGUACAGCUAGGCUGCUUGCGACUUGGCCAAUCUUACGGCAAAGUCAAUGAGCAACUGAUGAAGUUGGAUGAGUCUAGCCUUAGCCAGCAGUUCAAGUUUGGCGUCAUGUACUGUAAGGCAGAUCAGAGCUCGGAAGAGGAGAUGUAUAACAAUGAUGAAGCUUCGCCAGCUUUCGAUGAAUUCAUGUCCUGUAUCUCGGAUAAAGUGGAGUUAAAGGGAUUCUUGAAGUACCGUGCACAGCUAGACAACCGUACAGAUUCAACUGGUAGCCAUUCCUACUAUACCUACUUUGAAGGUAACGAGAUCAUGUUCCACGUGUCACCUCUACUACCGUCUACACCCAGCAAUCGCCAGCAGCUGCUGCGCAAACGGCACAUUGGAAAUGACAUAGUAACAAUCAUUUUCCAAGAGAAGGGUGCUCUGCCAUUCACACCGGCCACAAUACGCUCCCACUUCCAGCAUAUCUUCGCCGUGGUGCGCUGCCUGGACCCAUGCUCAGUGAGUGGCAAGCCUCGCUAUCAAGUUGCGAUUUCGCAGGCACAAGAUAUUCCUGUGUAUGGUCCUGCCUUGCCCGAGAAUGGUAUAUUUGACCACGGAGCAGACUUCAGGGAGUUCUUGCUCACAAAGCUGAUCAACUCGGAGCUAGCAGCGCAUGACUGUACCAAGUUCCUAAACAUGUCGCAGCGCACUCGCUUUGAGUACUUGAAUGAUCUGGCGGAAAACUACGUCACGCCACAAACUGUGGACACGGGAGAUAGUGGUGGCCUGUAUGGCAAGCUAGCCAGGAUGCGCAAGAGGCCAGACAAGUCAUCCACAUCCGGGUCCCAACCAACUAUGAUUUCCUCAUCGGACUUGACUGACUUGCCAGGUGCCCUGAUGUGGUCCGUUCAAGUGGUGGACUGGGGUGUAGGUGAGGAGCUGGACUAUGUUGAGUGUCUGCUGUGCGUCUCUCUCAAGUACUUGUGCCUGGUGGACGAGGAGUUGCAGACUGUGCGCCUGUGCAUUCCCACAGACUUGGUCAUUGGCUGGUCAGUACAGCAGUUGCACAUCCGUAUCUACUAUGGACAGGGAGCGUACCUUGUACUCAACCUCUGCAAUGUUGACGAGCAAGGUGAGGAGUGUAUGUCUGAGAUUCACCAGCGCCUAGCCGCAGUUGCCCCGAAUGGCUGCGAGUCAGCAAAAGUGCAUCUGGAAAGGAGUCCUGGUGGCCACCUAGGUUUCAUGAUCCACCGUGGUGGCAUUGUUGGACAGGUGGAUGUGAACGGCGUGGCAUACGCAGCUGGUAUUCGCCAAGGCGCUCGUAUCGUGGAGAUGGACGGCAUUCCAAUCUACGGGCGCCUGCACUACUAUGUGGUUGGGCACCUCAAGAAAGCCAAGUUCAUUGACGCCAUUCUCAUUGCGCCACUCCCUGAUGGUUCACCUCGUGGUGGCAAGUCAACUACGCAGUCGGAGCGACAGACCCGGCAGAAAAGUAUGAUACUGCGCAAAGGCCGUGCACCACAGCGCUCUGCAUCAUCGCGUGCCCCAGCCAGGCGCCCUGGCGACACUGACAAACACCGGCGAAUACGAGCAUCUAUUGUGGCUGCCAACGACCAGGACUCAGAAGAGUUCCGCCAAGUUGCCGAGCGUGCCAAAUUGGCUUUGAGCACGUCUUCAGCUGCAUCUAGCAAAGUCCGUACUGAGGGACGGUACUGUGAAAGUGAUGUUUGAGUCUGAGACCUGGUAGGUUUUCGUUGCUGUGGUAGCUCACUAUUUAUUUUUUUCUACUUCUUUUAGAGUCGUCCGUUGGUUGCAUCGUGUGCUUGCUAAAAAGCGUAUUGCCAUGAGCCUGUGUGUGCAGUGUGUUUGCCUUGUUAGCAUUAUCCUUUUCGCUCAUAACUACAUAACAAGGCAUGCUGUCAGCUCGGUGAUGGUUGUUUUUUUUGUAUGCAUAGUCUAGUCUUGGCCUGUUCAGGCUGCACAUACACUAGUAAACAUCAUUUCAAUUCAGGUCCUAUAAAAUUCAUCUUACUUGAUUGUCGUAUUUUGUCCAUGCGCUCCAGUUGCUGUUUUUAUUAUUACUAUUAUUAUUGUUAGUUUGCCCCUCUUUCUUAUAUUAGGCUACCGCCUAUGUAGUAGUCAUUUAAUCCGCGAUUCCACCCAGCGCUGUUGUUGUCGCAGAGCCAUUCUCAUGAUCUGUCCGUAUAUGUAUGGAUGUUAGAGUGUGUUGUGUUCUAGUAACCGGAGUAGGCUGUGUUAUUGGUUGUAAAACUGGUGCAACGCUGUGGCUAUCCUAUCUGCUAGUCUGUCUUGUGUUUGGCCUAAACUUGAUCACCACUUGCGCUUGUUCACAUUCAAUGCAGUGCACACACUGCACUUGUAAGAUGUUGCUAUUGCCAGCAAGUGCCCUUGCUUUUUGCAUAUUCUGUUUAACUUGCCGUGAGCAGUGUAUUCUUUCCUAGGCGUUGCCUUCUUCUCA
This is a messenger RNA of Sycon ciliatum, 3647 nucleotides long. Its product is annotated as signal-induced proliferation-associated 1-like protein 2. The transcript has a single exon. Bases 152 to 2899 code for a protein of 915 amino acids. NCBI's taxonomy places the organism in Eukaryota, Metazoa, Porifera, Calcarea, Leucosolenida, Sycettidae. The record is from RefSeq and is a predicted model, not a curated record. Gene Ontology annotation, molecular function: GTPase activator activity; protein binding. Gene Ontology annotation, biological process: regulation of small GTPase mediated signal transduction; activation of GTPase activity. Gene Ontology annotation, cellular component: cytoplasm.